AAAUCAAGAUUGGAACCGUGUUUGAAGUGUAAAAUCCUUUUUUGCUACACUUCAAGCGAUAAAGAUGAAACGUUGGACGAAACUUAUGGAACGUCACGUCGAUAUCCGACGAAUUACAGGAACAAUCCGCUGCCACAUGAGAAGCGAAAUAUUUGGUCUUAUCGGGCGUGAAAAAGAGUCGAGGAAAACAGCUGAUUGUGACAUUUUAGUUUGGAACGAAAGUAAACAGUUGAAUACACAAGACUCUUUGCUUCAUAAAAUCCUCGAAAUACUCGAUAGAAUCUUACAAACAACUUCAGUUCAAUUUCCCACGAUGGCUGUUGCUAAAGAGGAAGUCAUAGAAUUGUGCAGAAUUUGCGAAUCCACAGAUAAUUUGCUGGAUAUUUCAACAGAGGAAUUUGCUCAUUUGAGUAUAAAACUUCACAAAAUUGGUGAUUUUCAAGAUCAGGACACCAGUUGGCUGAAAUUCAUUUGCUUGUCCUGCAGUGCUAGAUUGGAAAAUGCCUUUGAUUUCAAAGCGCAAUGUGAAUUCACUUACAAAAAAAUCGUCGAUCAGAUGAGAACGAGCAAAAUUUCUUCAUUUUCUGAUCCUCUGACAAAUACUUUAGCUAUUUGCUUGCAGGAAAGUGUAAAAGUUGAGAUAUUUGAAGCCCAAUUUGAUGUUUUUAACGAUUCAGGAGGAUUUGAGAAUCGGACACAGGAACCUAGGAAGAAAAAACCAUCAGAGCUGAAGAAGUACGCAGUAGAUCAGUACACUUUUACAUGUGCAUUCUGCAGCUGGACUUUCAGGAAGAAGGAUCGACUGAGAGAUCACAUUGAAGGGCGGCAUUUAAAGAAAUUGCGAUAUUCAUGUGAAAUUUGCAACAAAAAGUUCAUUUUCGCUCCUUCGCGCUACAGACAUCGAUUAAUUUACCACAGCAAAAAGUCAUUUGACUGCGAAAUCUGCGGGAAACCAUUCAAGACGCAAAUGUACUUAAACAAGCACAAGAAGAGACAUUCGGGCACACGAGAGCAGCAGAUCAGGCGACAUUUGUGCCACUUGUGCGGCUACAGAUCCAAAGACAAAACCCAUCACGUUGAGCACAUGAAUUGGCACGCCGGCAUCAAGCCGUUUAAGUGCGAUGAGUGCGGAAAGGACUUCGUGCGGAAGGACGCAUUGCGGACUCACCGGAAGACGCACACAGACGAGAAGCAUUGCAUUUGCCAGAUAUGCUCGAAGGCCUUUCGCACAAAUGCACAGAUGAAGACUCACCUCACGACUCACACCGGAGACAAGAACUUCAAGUGCAAAUAUUGCAGCAAGUCGUAUUCGCAAAUUGGCGGCCUCACUUAUCACAUGCGGACUCACACUGGCGAGAAGCCUUUCGAGUGCCCGACGUGCUCGAAGACAUUCUCACUGAAACAUCUUCUGCAGAGACACACGUGGAUUCACACGGGCGAGAGGCCGUUCCAUUGCAACUCCUGCUCAAAGACCUUCAGAUCCAAGUCCAAUUUGCAGAGACACCAGAAGAUAUGUGCCCAGAGUUCGACAAUCCCUAAGAAUUUAGAGGAGUCUACUGAGAUUACAGCAUGAGAAGUCGCCCAAAAACUUCGUUAAGUUUAAACAUCACUUAUGGCCAACUGCAAAGUUAUUUUCCUGCAUUUUCUCACCAUUUACAUACAAAUUGUGGGUAAAUAAAUUUUAUUGCGAGUUAAAAAGCCAGUUAAAAGGACAUUUCAAUGUGAAUCCUCACAUCUCAUUAAUAAAUCACAAUAUAACUAAAGAAAUGACUUUUGUAAAAAGAGAAUUCGUGGACGUUUGCAGAGUAUGGGAAUCAAUCAAUAUGUAAAUAAAUAAGAA
Molecule: messenger RNA, 1840 nt
Organism: Phlebotomus argentipes
Lineage: Eukaryota; Metazoa; Arthropoda; Insecta; Diptera; Psychodidae
Product: oocyte zinc finger protein XlCOF6-like
Exons: 2
Coding region: 65-1573 (502 amino acids)
Biological process (GO): regulation of transcription by RNA polymerase II
Cellular component (GO): nucleus
Molecular function (GO): DNA-binding transcription activator activity, RNA polymerase II-specific; RNA polymerase II cis-regulatory region sequence-specific DNA binding; zinc ion binding
Source: RefSeq, a predicted model, not a curated record